This is a messenger RNA of Mercenaria mercenaria, 1320 nucleotides long. RefSeq names its product tetraspanin-18-like. The record is from RefSeq and is a predicted model, not a curated record. Bases 193 to 1113 code for a protein of 306 amino acids. The transcript has 11 exons. Lineage: Eukaryota; Metazoa; Mollusca; Bivalvia; Venerida; Veneridae. Gene Ontology annotation, cellular component: membrane.
UGAAUACCUACAAAGAAAUAGUUCAGGAACUUCUUUGUUAGAUAUAAGAACAUAGAGCCCUCGAACAAAAUAUUUGCGAACGCUGUUAUAUUAAGUAAAACGUGAUUUUAUUUCAUAUGAGAAAAAAAUCAAAUAUUUCAUACGGAAUUUUAAAACCUAUCCGUGACAGGAAAUUUUAUUGUCAAAUUUAAGAUGGAAGGACAAAAAUGCACGAAAUACUUUCUCGUGUUGUUAAAUGUAGUUGUGUUCUUGGCGGGUGGCGCUUGUUUUGCCGCGGGUCUUAUGUUCAAGCUAGACAGUGGUUUUCUGGAAAGUGACGUCGUAUCCCUAUUCAACAAUAUACAGUAUAGUAACAUACCACUGGGAUUCGUGUGUGAUCUUCUCGCAUACCUUAUGAUGUGUUUUGGAGGUCUCAUUGUAUUUGUAGCUAUUCUGGGUAUGUGCGGGGCCUGGAAAGGCACCAAGUCUUGUCUUUGGGUGUUUAUUGUUCUGGUGGUGUUCUUUCUUCUGGUGGAAGGAGUUCUCAUUGGAUUGUGGAUGAGCGUGCGAGGAAGGACUGAUCAGUGGCUCCGAGGACAAAUGUUGGAUCAACUGAAAGGCUAUGCUGGUCCUGAUCAGACAGACAAACUGUCCAAAGGCUGGAACACUCUCUUUAUGGAGGCACGAUGCUGCGGAGUAAAUGAUCAGUUUAAAGAUGGAGGCACCAACAGUGACUUUACUGAGCUGCCUACAACUUGGACUUCGGGCACAGACAAAGUUCCUGCCACAUGUUGCCAAGGCGUACAGUCGGACACUGUGACGAACUACGUAAAUUCUGCAUUCUGCACAAACACGCCGACAAAUUUUUACACGGAGGGCUGUUAUGAUCGCGUUGUAUCAUACAUAAAUACCUACAGUCUGAUAAGCAUAGUGGCGUGUGGUGUUUGCAUUCUAGCCGAGGUGAUGGGUAUUGUUGGGGCGUGCGUGCUCAUUGACAAAGCAAAAACAGCUAAAGUUGAAGAUUCUCAUGCCGGAAGAUCGCGACCUCCUCCUUACGUCGCCAUUGACCAUGACCGACGUGUGAAACCCAAACCAAAAGACCAGGGAACCAUUGGAAGAACACCACGAUACUGAAAAUUUAUGUGAGCGCUAGUUCAACAGAAAUUGAAAAUGUGAAAUGUUGAUCCUAACGUUGGAAAAUGCACAGUGGCACUCAUUUCGAUGUUGAAACUACAAGUGUAUAAAGGGAACUACUGAUAUUUACAUUUUGUGAUAUUAAUAACUUAUAUUUCGUGUUUUUUACAUUUGUUACUUUUUAUCGAAUAAACAUUUUUACUUUUU